Raphanus sativus (radish) is the source of this 1555-nucleotide messenger RNA. RefSeq names its product probable ubiquitin-like-specific protease 2B. Bases 132 to 1235 code for a protein of 367 amino acids. The transcript has 6 exons. The record is from RefSeq and is a predicted model, not a curated record. Lineage: Eukaryota; Viridiplantae; Streptophyta; Magnoliopsida; Brassicales; Brassicaceae.
CAUUCUUUGUUUGAGUUGUUUUAUUUUCGCGUCUCUCUCUAUCUCUCACUCGACCUUUCGAUCCCCGAUCGCGAUCUCCGAUCUCCGGCUUGGAUUGUCCUGUUUCUCCCCGGCGAGGCUUCCUCGUAGCGAUGAAGAAAAAAAGCCUUGACGUCUUCGAUUUCAGCGAAGAGGACGAGCUCGCCGAGUCCGCUUCUGGAAAGCUGUUGGAGAAAUUCGCAAACCCUAGCCCGUCCAUUUCUCCGGUUCUCCAACGCCAACGGAUCCAAAGCUUGUGCCAAGACAAACCUGAUCAGAAAGAAGAAGUGGAGGAAGGUGCAAGUUGUGCAGAGGCUGCUACUGCUGUAGUCGAUGGUCAUUGUGAAGAUGCUCCUGCUUUAGUAACAGAAGCUGAGGAUUCUACUAGAGACCAUUUGAUCGAGUCGGAUGUAGAUCAUGUUAAUCAUGGAUUGGCGUUUGGUUUGAGUAACGAUGAUCAUGCAAAAGAAGCAGGUGUAGAUGAUGAUAAUCAUGGAUUGAUGUUUGGUUUGAACACUGAAGAACAUAUUAAAGAAACUGAAGAUCAUGGACUGGGAAGUUUCUCUUGCCAGCCAAGCGCGGAAAGUUUUUACCCCGAAGCUUCAUCUUAUAGUCAACCCCAGCUGAACUCCCCCCUUUCAGACUCUUCUUCGUCCAGUGAGGAGGAGCAAACUGAUAUGAUGUCAGCUAUUGAUGAAAGUUUGAGUGAUCGAUCCGCAUUGAGUGACGAUUCUGAUUCGGAAGGUGAUGAAGAUUGGAUGGCUGAACGUUGCUUGGAUGAUAUUGAAAAGAUCGACAGAAGCACGACUGUUAUCAUGAUUCCAGAGUAUGUUGUACUUAAGGAUAUGCCUUCUGCUGCAUCUCUGGUCAUCUUUUCCUGCAAUGAUAUCAAUCAUUCUUCAGAUCAUGUGGUUACUCUUCAGAUUGGAUUGCCUAACUCGGUGGAUGAUGAUUCGAACACAACUUCUGAUCAUCAUCAGAAAGUAGGUGUCCUGUCCUGUGGUUUUUCUACUCUAUGGCAGGUUGAGGAUGUUCUGUUUGAACCUGUUAGAAAAACCCAAGAUGCCAUGUUCUUUUUUAAGUCACCUGAUGGGACGUGGAUGCCAUGUGCCCCUAAACAGUCUGGUGUCUUUCAUUCAGAUUACAAUGCAGGAUUUAGCAGAAAAAGGGCUCGACCAAAAGAGAACUACGUCUCUUGCGAGUCUCAGAUCAGUUGACAGUAAUUCCAUGUCUAUCAAGUCAUAUACUUGGAGUGGUUUAGGGGAAAGCGUAUCCGAAAAUGCUCAAAAUAUAGGAAGCCAGCAGCAAGAUAAAACAUCUGCUCCUGUUCCUUUAGUAACAGAGUCUACCAAGGCUCCUCUAUUGAUUUGUUUCUUAGAAUUGGGAACUUGAAGACGGUGUAGGUUAAAGGUAUUACAGUUGCUGUUUAUUGUUCGUGAAGUCCUGAAGAAAUUAGAAUGAGUGACUGUUCGAUUGGUUUGCUUGACUGGUUGGUUAAUGCUGCUGUUUGAUAAUGCACAAAGAAUUUCGAAAUGCU